AUGGGCUCUAAGUACCCGCAAUCUGUCAGAGGCUGCCUGCCACUGUGGACCUUAGCACUAGAGGAGGCUCUCAUUCUCAUCUUCUUCUUUUUCACAUCUUAUGAUACAUCCUCAAAAGAUCCGAAGUUCUUGGGGACUUAUGCAGUCUUCCAGAAUAUUACCGUCAUGGCAGCCCUUGGCUUGGGCUUCCUCACCUCAUCUUUGCGGAGAUUUGGCUGGAGCAGUGUGGCCUUCAACCUCUUCAUGCUGGCCCUCGGGGUGCAAUGGGCAGUCCUUCUCGAUGGCUUCCUGAACCAGUCCUUCAGUGGCAAGGUGGUCAUCAAACUGUCCAGUAUUCAACUGGCCACCAUGAGCGCCAUGUCUGUGCUGAUCUCAGUGGGUGCUGUCCUGGGGAAAGUCAACUUAGCGCAGCUGGUGGUGAUGACUUUGGUGGAAGUGACAGCCUUCGGCACCAUGAGGAUGGUCAGCAAGCAAGUCCUCGAUAUGAACAAUCACAUGAGCAUGAUGCACAUCCAUGUGUUUGCAGCCUAUUUUGGGCUGACUGUGGCCUGGUGCCUCUCAAAGCCUCUGUCCAAGGAAGCAGAAGAGAAAGAUCAGACAGCAACGAACUCCAGUUUGUUUGCCAUGUUAGGCACCCUCUUCCUGUGGAUGUUCUGGCCAAGUUUCAACUCUGCGCUGCUGGACAUUCCAAAAGAAAGGAACAACGCCGUGUUCAACACCCACUAUGCUCUUGCGGUCAGUGCAGUGACAGCCAUCUCGGUGUCGGCCUUGGCUCACCCCCGAGGAAAGAUCAACAUGGUUCAUAUCCACAAUGCUGUACUGGCAGGAGGUGUGGCUGUGGGUGCCCCAUGUCACCUGAUCCUUUCUCCUUGGCUGGCCAUGAUGUUGGGCCUUCUGGCUGGGCUGAUCUCCAUUGGAGGAGCCAAGUGCUUGCAAGUGUAUUUCAACCCUGUGCUGGGGAUUCAUGACACCUGCGGUGUGCACUACACCUUCGGCUUGCCGGGUCUGCUUGGAGGGAUCACCUACAAUGUGCUGAUGAUGCUUCAGGCCUCCUGGACCAAGAUUCCCAUGAUCAUCUACCAGAUGCUCAUCAACACUGGGGCACUCAGCUGGGCUGUGUCUAUGGGUGUGGCAUCUGGUCUCCUGACAGGUUUCCUUCUAAAUCUCAAAAUAUGGAAAGGACCUCAUGUAGCUAAGUAUUUUGACGACCAAGCUUACUGGGAGUUUCCUCAUCUGGCUGCUGGAUUUUAA
This is a messenger RNA of Orycteropus afer afer, 1251 nucleotides long. RefSeq names its product Rh blood group CcEe antigens (gene RHCE). Gene Ontology annotation, biological process: ammonium homeostasis; ammonium transmembrane transport. Gene Ontology annotation, molecular function: ammonium channel activity. NCBI's taxonomy places the organism in Eukaryota, Metazoa, Chordata, Mammalia, Tubulidentata, Orycteropodidae. The transcript is spliced from 10 exons. The record is from RefSeq and is a predicted model, not a curated record. Gene Ontology annotation, cellular component: plasma membrane. The coding region runs from base 1 to 1251 and encodes 416 amino acids.